Messenger RNA from Spirometra erinaceieuropaei, 300 nucleotides. NCBI's taxonomy places the organism in Eukaryota, Metazoa, Platyhelminthes, Cestoda, Diphyllobothriidea, Diphyllobothriidae. The record is from the annotation of a GenBank genome assembly.
AUGGGGCGACUGACCGAAACGGAGAACGGUUCUAAGGUGAAUAUUAUUGCACGCAACGAGACCUGCUUUCCCAAACAAGGCCAAUUGGAGGAGGUGGGUGCCGGCUACGCCUUCUUCUGGAAAGACCGCCCUAGGACGGUACGACGAGACUCCGGCGUCGCCUUUACCAUCCGGAACGACAUCGUGGGACGACUGCCCUGUCUGCCGCGGGGCAUCAAAGACCGACUGAUGAGCCUAUGCCUGGCUCUUCGGAGAUCCCAUUUUGCCACCACCAUCAUCGGCGCACACGCCCACCAAUGA